GUAUUCUUUGUCUUUCCUUUUACCAUCCUGCCCUUUACAUUCUUUGAGGGCUUGUUCGUCAUCGCAGGUCGAUUCUGCAUUUCUCUCCUUUCUAUCUGACUCGACGGCCUUGACGGUUGUUUUCCAUUCUCUUCACCCUGAUCUUGACCGAUCGACCAGCUUUGCUAGUCACCUUCCUUCAUUAUAUAGCAUUUCACAUUUACUGCAGCACUAGCAGCGCACUAUUCCAAUUCAUAUCACAAUGUCUUCUUCCCUCAUGCGAAGGGUGGGUUCCCUCGCCGCCUCCGCGAUCAUCUUCCCCGGCAUCGCCCAUGCCGCCAGCAACUACAAACUCAAGGAGUCCUGGGAAGGCGAGAAGAUCCUUAAUCACUUCCACUUCUUUGACAACGCCGACCCCACCAACGGUUUCGUCACCUACGUCAAUCAGAGCUACGCAGAGUCCGCCGGCCUCGUCAAGACCACCGACAGCGGGAGCCUCUAUUUAGGUGUUGACUAUGAGAACGUUCUCACCGUAGACGGCCCGGGCCGUGAGUCUGUCCGCAUCGAGAGCAACGAGUAUUACGACCAGGGGUUGUACGUCGUCGAUAUCCAACACAUGCCCGGCAGCAUCUGCGGCACAUGGCCAGCCUUCUGGACCGUUGGCCCCGACUGGCCGACGGACGGUGAGAUUGAUAUUAUCGAGGGAGUGAACAAGCACGAUGCGAACAAGAUCGUGCUGCACACUAGCGAUACUUGUGACGUUGGUGGUGGCUACAAGAUGACCGGCGACAUGACCUCAAGCGAAUGCGGCGAAGCUUCAGGAACUAUCGGAUGCGUUGUCCAAGGCAAGCAGGGCUCCUCCGGCGACCCUUUCAACGAGCAAGGUGGUGGAGUCUAUGCCAUGGAAUGGCAGGAAAAGUACCUCAAGAUCUGGUACUUUCCCCGGUCUUCGAUCCCCGAGUCCCUCACUGCGGGCACCCCUGACGUUUCGUCUUUUGGCACUCCUAUGGCUCACCUCCAGGGCUCCUGCAACUUCAAGGAACGUUUCACCCAUCAGAAGCUGAUCCUCGACACAACAUUUUGCGGUGACUGGGCGGGCGGUGUUUUUGGGGACAGCGGAUGCCCCGUCAGCGACCCCAGCGACCCAAUGCUGAGUUGCAAGAACUAUGUUGCCGAGAACCCGGCUGUAUACAAGAACGCUUACUGGGAGCUGAACUCUAUUAAGAUCUACCAGCUUGGUGGGACUGCUGAGGUGGAGGGCACCCAGUCCGCUGCCGCCGAGUCUACUGCCGCCGAGGCCACUGCUGCCGAAACGACUGCUGCUGCGACGCAGACGGCUAAUGGGGGCUCAAUUGAGGAGAUUACUACCAGCACCCACAGCGUUACCCGGACAAAGACCGUGAGCGCCACGCACUCAACUGAGACUGCCGCUGUAACUGAGACUGCUGCUGCAACUACGGCUGCCGCCAGUGUUGCUUCGGAAGUUGACGCAACCAACACGCAACCCGUCUCCAAGACUAAGAGCACCAGCUACGUCACCUCCACAACCACACUAUGUCCCGUCGAGAGCUCCCAGGCGGCCGCCACGGAAUCCGUCUCCAGAACAAAGACAACCAGCUACGUGACGAUCACGACGACGCUCUGCCCAGUCGAGAGCCUGCAGACUGCCAAUGCCGUUCCCAGCGCAAAGGCCUCAACAGACGCAGCUGCAGCCACAACCCCGGCGGCUGAACCUCACCCAUCCAACGCGGAGACCCCCGCAGACUCGAAGAGCUCUGCAGACGCCGUGACCGCCCAAGCCACGAAGACAACCAUCGCCGUGAACACCCCUAACCCGGCGACCGACUCAGCCUCUUCGGUUCCUCCAGAUAGCAUCGUCUACACAGCGCCAGAAGUGACCAGCAGCUCGUCCGUUCCACUGUUCACUAUCGUCUCGUCCUCCUCGCAGUUCGUGACUGUCCCUACUGCGGCCCCAUCGUCCUUCGAGCCUACGGACGCUGUGCGCGACGGAGCCGACAGCUACAGCACAGCUGCAUCCCCGACGACGCCGUCCAACCCCGUCUUCACGGGUGUAGGUAGCAAGGUUUCUAUCAGCGCGUCUGUAGCCAUUGCUGCCUUUGUGAUGCUGCUGCUCGUCAAUUAGAUGCUUUCGUUCAAGGUGGCUUUCUUAGUACACUCUUUGUCUGAAUACCCA
Molecule: messenger RNA, 2173 nt
Organism: Aspergillus nidulans FGSC A4
Lineage: Eukaryota; Fungi; Ascomycota; Eurotiomycetes; Eurotiales; Aspergillaceae
Gene: eng2
Product: putative GPI anchored endo-1,3(4)-beta-glucanase
Exons: 1
Coding region: 242-2122 (626 amino acids)
Biological process (GO): carbohydrate metabolic process
Cellular component (GO): plasma membrane
Molecular function (GO): hydrolase activity, hydrolyzing O-glycosyl compounds; endo-1,3(4)-beta-glucanase activity
Source: RefSeq, a predicted model, not a curated record